Eupeodes corollae is the source of this 2392-nucleotide messenger RNA. RefSeq names its product nucleolar complex protein 2 homolog (gene Noc2). Gene Ontology annotation, molecular function: transcription corepressor activity; histone binding. The transcript is spliced from 2 exons. Bases 74 to 2341 code for a protein of 755 amino acids. Gene Ontology annotation, cellular component: nucleolus; nucleoplasm; Noc2p-Noc3p complex. The record is from RefSeq and is a predicted model, not a curated record. Gene Ontology annotation, biological process: ribosomal large subunit biogenesis; negative regulation of transcription by RNA polymerase II. Lineage: Eukaryota; Metazoa; Arthropoda; Insecta; Diptera; Syrphidae.
GUCAACGAGAACAAGUGAAUUAUCGAAAGUGUGUAUUUUUAUUAAAAAGAAAAACUUAAAAUAUUCUAAAAUAAUGUUAAAAAUUAAAGCUAAAAGUACAAAUAAAGCGAAAUCGCUUAAAGAUAAAAAAGUCAAGAAAACUAAGUUAAAAGAAAACUUAGAAAAAGUUGAAAAAGUGAAGAAAAAUAUGAAGAAAAUUGCCAAACUUCUUGAUGAACCGGUCGAAGAGGCGGCCCCAGAAAAAGUGGUUAAGAAAAGCAAAGAUAAAGCUAAAAAAUCCAAAUCCAAGAACAAAUCUCACAAGGAAGAACUGGAGGGCUUAAAAGAUCUCGAUCCAGAGUUCUAUAAUUUCCUUAAACAAAAUGACAAAGAACUUUUAGAUUUUAACUUGAUGGAUAGCGAUGAUGAUGACGAAGAUGCCGAUGAAGAUUCAAAGGAAAAGAAGACCAAAGGUGUGGACUCGGGAGCAGAAUCUGACGAAGAGGAUGAAAAAUUCCAUAAACCAAGUGCUGAUCUAGAAGUUGCCAGUGAUGAGAGCGAUGCUGAGGAAGAAAUCGAGACAGCUGCUGAUGGAACCCAAAAGAUUACCCUCAAUUUGUUGCGCCAGUGGCAACUGCAGCUGCAAAAACCCCAUGUUCCAAUUGAUAUUGUCCGCAAGGUUGUUCAAGCCUUCAGCUCUGCACUGGCCAGCGUAUCCGGCGAUGACUCGAAGAUUGCUACUUUCCGCGUAGAGGGUGCGGCCGCAUUCAAUGGGGUCGUUCAGCUCUGUGUCUUAAACAUGCAUCCAGCAUUGACAAAUCUUCUUGGAAUUUCUGAAAAAACCAAGACCCCAAUCCACAAGUUGAAGAAAUGGCCCAAGGUCCGCAGCUGCCUUCGGUACUACCUCAUGGACCUGAUUCGACUCAUUGAACAUGUUUCCAGCCCCAAUAUUCUUACCGUAUUGCUAAAACAUCUCCAUCAGAUGGCUGGCAUGGUUGGAUCCUUCGCUAACAUCGGUAAAACCAUUCUCAAGAGGUUGAUAGUCCUUUGGUCCACUGCCGAUGAGACCGUUCGAGUUCUGUCCUUCCUUUGCAUCCUGAAGAUCACCAGAAAUCAACAGGUUUCUAUGCUGAAUCAUGUCCUAAAGGCCAUGUACCUAUCGUACGUAAGAAAUUCAAAGUUCGUUUCCCCGAAUACUCUUCCAUCGAUAAACUUCAUGCGACGUUCGCUGGUUGAGAUGUUCGCUCUCGACCUGAACACAGCUUACCAGCAUGCUUUCCUCUACAUCCGUCAGUUGGCAAUUCAUCUGCGAAACGCAGUCAUUCUCAAAAAGAAGGACAGCUUCCAGUCAGUGUAUAACUGGCAAUAUGUGAACUCUAUCCGCUUGUGGGUUGAUUUGCUCGGAGCCACGCACAACAAACCCCAGCUACAGCCUCUGAUUUAUCCUCUGGUCAGUAUAGUGACUGGGGCCAUCAAGCUCAUCCCAACAGCACAGUACUUCCCGCUGCGUUUCCAUUGCAUAAACUCCCUGAUCAGCCUGGCAAAGCAAACAGACACCUUCAUUCCUGUCCUACCGUUCAUUCUUGAGGUCCUCAACAGCACCACCUUCAACAAGAAGCACAGUUCAGUGUCAAUGAAGCCCAUGCAGUUCACCUGCAUUUUGCGAUUGAAUAAGUCACAAAUGGCAGAGAACGGAUUCCGUGAUGAGGUCGUGGAGAACGUUUGCGGUCUCUUGUUGGAUUAUCUGGCUCAUGAAUCCGCCACUCUGGCUUUCCCUGAUCUGGUUGUGCCGACAGUUGUAGCCUUGAAACAGUAUCUGAAGAAAUGCAAGAAUUCAAAUUACUCACGAAAGCUUAAGCAAGUUCUAGACAAAAUUCAGGACAAUGCCAAAUUCAUUGAGAACGAACGAAGAAAGAUUAACUUUGGUUUGAAAGAUACGAGCCUCGUACAGUCGUGGGAGACUAAGAUUCGAAACAGUGGAACUCCACUUGGAAUCUACUACACCAGCUGGCUUAAGACGCACGAGACGAAGAAACGUCGUCAAGCCGCAAACACUGAUGAUAUCAACGACUACGAUGUGCCCAUGAUAAAGAGGCAAAAGACAGACAAGAAGGCCAACGAUGAUGGUGAUGUCGAGUUGUUCCCAUCAGAUUCAGAAGACGACGGAUUGAACGACAUACUGAAGGACAAAGAAGAUGGUCCCGAAGUCGAAGUGAAAAAACCUACCAAGAAACCCAAGAAGGAAAAGAAGGCGAAAAAGGCUAAAGAAAUCCCUGCUGCUGCUGUAGAGGAAGAAGAAGAAGACGAUGGAGCCGAUGCUGCAAUUGAUAUUGUUAAGGAUUUAGAUAUGAAUGAUUGGUAGACUUUUGAAAACAUUAAAUAAACAUUUUAUUUUUGUAAAAUUAAAACAAGA